Molecule: messenger RNA, 1296 nt
Organism: Orussus abietinus
Lineage: Eukaryota; Metazoa; Arthropoda; Insecta; Hymenoptera; Orussidae
Product: SH3 domain-containing protein C23A1.17
Exons: 4
Coding region: 1-1296 (431 amino acids)
Source: RefSeq, a predicted model, not a curated record
AUGAAGCUCCUCCUGGUGGUCUUCCUCGUCGGUGCGGCGUCGACCGCACCCUCGGACAAGCGGAAGAGGGACGUCCUUCCCGGGGAUUCUCGGUACAGCGCCGACGGCCGCCCCGGACACGGCUAUCACGAGAACGAGAUCGAGAUCUCGAGGGCGCUGGGUGGAUACGCCGGCUCCUUCUCCACCGUCGAUCGGCUGGCUCCGAAGACCCGGUACGGACCUCCGGAUCACCAGCCCGGCAAACCCAUCGGCGGCGACCGCUACCUGGCUCCGGCGGUGGAGACCGUCGCGAAGACCGUCGUCGCCCACUCGACUCCGGUCACGUCUUACGGAACCCCGGUCGAGAAGAUCUCCCCGGACGACCAGCCACGAGCCGCAGACGAGCACCUGACUCCCGCCGUGUCCACCAAGUCGGAAGUGCUGCACGAGCAACCGGAGGCGAAAGAGCAGACGACGGUCGUGGAGGCGAAGACCAACCAGGUCUUCCGGAAGGUGGCGGCGCCAGAGGGCGGACUCACGUUCGCGACGGGCCUGGGAGGGUCCCUCUACUCCGUCGGCGACAUCGGAUCCGCGGGCCUGGACCGCUCUUUCCUCUCGGCGGGCCCCUCGUCGUUCCACCGCCACCAGUCGGCGGUCCCCAUCGAGACGGUCGACAGCCACGUGACGGUCCACGUGCCUCGACCCUACCCGGUCCCGGUGACGAAGAACGUGCCAUACCCGAUCCCCGUGCCCCAGCCCUUCGAGGUCCCGAGGCCCUACGCGGUGCGCGUCUCCCAGCCGGUCCAGGUGACCAUCGACCGGCCUGUCCCGGUCGAGGUUCCCCGGCCGGUGCCUUAUUCCGUCCCCGUGCCCGCUCCCGCUCCGGGAUACUACCAUGCCUCCCCGGAGCCGCAGUUCCCCUCCUUCCCGCUGCCGGACUUUGGAGCGCCGCAAAUUCCCCAGAUCCCUUCGAUCCCUUCGAUCCCUUCGAUCCCCCAGAUCCCCCAGAUCCCCCAGUUUCCGUCCUUCUCGGUGCCGGAACUGCCUCAAUUGACGCUUCCCCAAGAGGUUCCUAACGUUCCGGUGGUCUCCGACGCCAAGGUGGUUCACAGUGCCGCUCCCACCUACGGCGUCCCCGUCGGCCCUCUGGCCCACGAAAUCCCGAGCUUCCCGGUGGGCGAGUUCCCCCAGUCGACGGUUCACCAGGAGACAUCGAACGCCCCGGUGGUCACGGAUGCCAGAACGGUCCACGUUGGAAAGACCGAAGUCUCGAGGGCCGGCCAGACGUACGCCGAAAAUGGUGGUUACGUUUAUUAG